CUGUAGAGCUAUAACUUUCACACUUUUGACAAAUAUAGUCAUUUCUAUUCGAAAACCACAAAUAGCCAAUUCCGUCCAUUUUGGUAACGGUGUUAGUAGACGUUAUGACUGUACUAACGGCUUGCGCUGAGUUGGCCACUGAGUUACCCUACCUUCCGACGUGGAAAUCAGACGUGGAAAAUAAAAAAAAUAAAUAAAUAAGAUGAAAGUGACCCAGCUGCCCACCACCACUCGUGACUCGUCCAUUCUUUCUUAUCCCUUCGUUUUUCUUUCCCUCUUCACCUCUCUUCCUCCGACCACGAGACUAUCAAAAUCCUAUCAACAUCCUCGUCGUCAUCCAAGAACCGACCACCACCUCCGGCUGGGCCACCAGCUCGUCGCCUCUUCCCCAGCGGAAGCCGUCGAAAUCUUGAGAACCCACGGCCACCUCCUCUCUGCCAGAUACGUCCCCACAGUUAAAUCCCACUUCUUAAUCGUCGUUCCAAUCCAAAGCCCACGGCAGCGACGGCGGCGGAUGCAACUACUCCACAGGCCUUCUUCCCCUACCAACAAUGGGACUGCGAAUCAAGACUUGAAGUAGGAUUUCAAUUACAUAACAAAUAUUCUUCAUCGAUAGCAUUGGAGGGCUUUCGAUCCCAUCUUCCGAAGGCUACACAUGUUGCGAUUCAGACGAGAUCCAGCGUCGUUGUUGUCGCAAAAGAUUGGGACUGUUGUUUCUCGUUGUGAUCCUGUAUUCUCUUUCGAGGAACGCGUUCAUGAGAUCAAAGAGGUCAGCGGCAGGUAAGGAUCGGACAUCAUCGAUGUAGCCUUCAGAUACGCCGACUGGGUAGCAGGAAAGGAAGGGACUAAAACGGCAGGAAAGAAGACCAAACCCCAAUUCUUGAUUCCAAUAUUAUUGACGCUGCCGGCGAGAGAUUCUCCUCUCUGGAUCAACGACUCCACCACUACUCUGUUGGCUAACAUAAUAAAUUGGUGGAUUUGGA
This is a messenger RNA of Linum trigynum, 983 nucleotides long. NCBI's taxonomy places the organism in Eukaryota, Viridiplantae, Streptophyta, Magnoliopsida, Malpighiales, Linaceae. The record is from the annotation of a GenBank genome assembly.